AUGGACCACAACGCCAACCCUCAAUAUUCCGGCAGUCCAAAAGUGCGCGCUUCCUAUACCGCUCAAGAGAAUGCCGACUUGAGAGAAUAUUUAAUGCAAAAAAGAAGAGAAGGGUCGCCCUUGCGCGGCAACCUCAUAUAUUUGAAUUAUCCUGGUUUAAACGGUCGCCACCCUUGGCAAUCUAUUAGAGAUCAUGCAAUAAAAUUUAUUAUGCCAAAGUUGCCUCCUGUGACGGAUGAAAGAGCGAGUGUCUCAACAACGCCAAUGGUCAACGAACAAGAACAAACACAUAAUACUAUCCCUGUCCAAAUAACUAAUCAAGAACUUCAGCAGGAAAUUGAUGCUGAUAAUGCGCCUUCUCUUGUAAUUAGUACUAGCGCAACACCAACUCGUUCUGACAACGGCGAAACUCAAGGAAAGGACGUUGUUCAACAAAACACUUCUAUAUUACAAAUAAACGAUAACCAUGAACUGCGAGAGCAAAAUAGCUUUAAUGUCACACCAAUUAAAUCUGAGUCAGGCGGUGCUUAUAGUACGCCCGUAAAGCAGAUACGAUGUAGCAGGAAUUUGCGUAGUUCUAACGUCACACCAACACGACCUGUUAAUAACAACUAUAGGGAAAGUCAAGAACAAA
Molecule: messenger RNA, 634 nt
Organism: Ambispora gerdemannii
Lineage: Eukaryota; Fungi; Glomeromycota; Glomeromycetes; Archaeosporales; Ambisporaceae
Source: the annotation of a GenBank genome assembly